AUGGCCGAAGCAAUUGCAUUCGACCUCGCCGUAGAUCUUAUUACUAAAUUGAGCUCCUUUACUCUCUCUCAAAUUGGACUGUGGUGGAAUGUCAAAGAUGACCUCGACGACCUCAAAAGUACUGUCUCUACGAUCAAAGCUGUGCUUCUUGACGCAGAAGAGCGAUCCGUGACCAGCCAUCUCGUCAAAGAUUGGCUUGAAAAGCUGAGAGAUGUACUUUAUGACGCUGACGACUUGCUCGAUGAUUUCUCUACCGAAGCUUUGCGGAAAGAUCUAUUGGGUGGGAACAAGCUGACGAAAGAGGUACGCCUUUUCUUCUCGAGCUCAAACCAGUUUGCUUACGGUCUCAAAAUGGGUCGGAAAAUGAAGGCCAUUAAGGCCAGGUUGAGUUCAAUUGAAAGUGAAGCCAGGGUGUUCAACUUGGUAGAGCGUGAUCGUCCCAUGGAAACCUCUUUCAUGACUAAAAAGAGGCAGCUAACGCACUCUUUUAAAGAUAAAAUAAUAGGGAGGGACGAUGAUAAAGCAGCUCUUCUAAAACUCGUGUUAGAGUUUGAAAGUGAAGAGACUGUUUACAUCAUUCCAAUUGUGGGGUUUGGAGGGUUAGGGAAGACUGCUUUGGCUCAGUUUGUCUAUAAUGAUGAAAUGGUCAAAAAUCAUUUUGAGUUGAUGAUGUGGGUGUGUGUUUCAGAUGUUUUUGAUGUCAAAAUAAUUGUAGAAAACAUUAUCAAAUCUGCAACUGGCCAAGCACCAGAUCAAAAUCUCGAAAUGGACCAAUUGCAAAAACAACUUCGGGAAAAUAUUGGUGGGAAAAAAUAUUUGCUUGUUUUGGAUGACAUUUGGAAUGAGGAGUGGGAAAAAUGGGUUAGUUUAAAAGAGUUAUUGGUAGGUGGGGCUAGAGGAAGUAGGAUAAUAGUAACUACUCGUUCUUCUAAGGUAGCCAAGAUCACUAGUAAAUGUCAGCCUUAUGUUCUGAAAGGCUUGUCUAAUAAUGAUGCUUGGUUUUUGUUCAAAGAGAUAGCAUUUGAACAAAGAUCUGCAGACUCAACAGAUUUAGGCUUUGUGGAAAUAGGAAAGCUGAUAUUGAAAAGGUGUUGUGGAGUUCCCUUAGUCAUAAGGACGAUAGCUAGUACGUUAUCUUUCAAAGAAACUAAAAAUGAGUGGCUUUCUUUUAAAGAUAAUGAACUUGCUAGAAUAUCUCAGAACGAAGGUGAGAUUUUACCUACACUUAAGUUGAGUUAUGAUCAUCUCUCAUCCCAUUUGAAGCAUUGUUUUGCUUAUUGUCGACUAUAUCCAAAAGAUCAUAAAAUUGAUAUACGAACACUUGUUCAAUUUUGGAUUGCACAAGGUUUCGUAAAGCAACUGAAUCCAAGUCAAUCUCUUGAGGAGAUCGGAUUUGGAUAUUUUAAAGAUUUAGUUGAAAGAAGUUUCUUUCAAGAGGUAGAAGGAGACUUGAUGGAAGAAAUGAGAUGUAAAAUGCAUGAUUUAAUGCAUGAUCUAGCUGAAUCAGUAGCAGGGAUGGAGAGUAGUAUUAUAGAUUCAAAUAAAAUUGCAAGUGAUGCUGGUGAAAAUUGUCGUCACAUAUCAAUUAAUCCUUCAUUAAUUCCUUUGUUUAAGGGAAAAAAGUUACGAACUUUGUUACGGUCUCCAUACAUAGAAACUCUAAAUUUGAGCGAAGAAACUUGGGAUUUUAUAAUUGCAAAUUGUAGAUGCUUACGUGUAUUGGAAUUGAAUGUUCUAAAUUUUAAGACAAUUUCACCCUCCAUUUACAAGUUGAAACAUUUGAGGUACCUUGAUCUUUCUUGGAAUUCCAAUAUUAAGAUUCUCCCAAAGAGUAUUUGCAAGAUUCAGAAUUUGCUAGCGCUGAAACUCGAUGCGUGUUAUGAGCUUCAAGAAUUGCCAAAGAAGAUUGAAAAAUUGGUGAAUCUGACCCAUCUUCCGUGUCGUUCUUGUUUUGGUUUAACUCAUAUGCCACGUGGAAUAGGGAAGCUGACUUCACUUGAGACGUUAAGCUUGUUUGUAGUGGAUAAAGAUGGGUCCCAUGGCGGUGCAGAUCUAAGUGAAUUGAGACUGAUUAACAACUUAAGGGGAGAGCUUAGAAUAGAAAAUUUGGGAUUCGUAAAAAAUGCAAAAGAGAAGUUUAUGGCUGCUAAUUUGAAAGAGAAGCAACAUUUGAGAUCGUUGGUUUUACUAUGGAGCGGUGGUAAUGAUGAUGAUGAUGAUGAGAAGUCACUUGAAGACCUCCAGCCCCAUCCUAAUCUCAAGGAGCUCUGGAUUGGAGGAUGGAGGGGUGAUGCCCAGUUUCCAAGUUGGCUUUCUUUGCUCACAAAUCUCGUCAAAAUUACCAUAGGUGGUAGUAAUUUCAAACAUCACCCGUCCUUUGCGCAAUUGCCUUGUCUUAAAGAGCUGUCAAUUGCUGAUUGUACUGAGGUGGAGUACAUGGAUGAUAAUAGCCCAAAAGGAAGUCAAGGAGAACCACAAUCAUUCUUCCCAUCGCUUAAGCAUCUUUGGCUCUAUAAUUGCCGGAAUAUGAAGAGUUGGUGGAGGAGGACAAAACCAAUCGAUGAUGAUUCCAACAAGGACGACACAACAGUUAUGGGAACAACCACCAUGGCAUUUCCUUGUCUUUCCUCUUUAUUCAUUCAAGAUUGCCCUUUGACUUCAAUGCCGUUGUAUCCUUCACUCGAUGAUAAGCUACAGUUGAGGAAUACCAGUUCAAGGCCGUUAAAGCAGACCAUGAAGAUGAACACCACUAGUACAACCCCAUCAAGUUUAACCUCUUCUCUUCCUCUCUCCAAAUUGAAAAUUUUCCAUGUAGACAACAUUGAGGGAUUUGACACUCACAUGGCAGAUGAGUGCCUGCAACAUCUCACUGGCCUUAAAACUUUAGAAAUAAGGGAUUGCAAGGAGGUUGAUUUAGAGAGCUUACAAUGGGAACCCAUUAAGAAUCUCUCUGAAUUGUUGAUUGGUAAUAUCCCGCAGCUGGUGUCUCUCCCCCGUGGGCUUCAACAUCUUGUUCAAUUGAAAACAUUAAAAAUUCGUGAAUGCAAUGGAUUGAGGUCACUCUUUCCCGUGUUCCAACAUCUCACUUUCCUUGAAAAGUUUGAAGUAAGCAACUGCAAGGAGCUGGAGUUAUCUGCGGCUGGCAUCCAAAUAUUCCAAGAUCAUACAAGCCUAUGCUCUCUAUCACUGGAAAAUAUUCCAAAGUGUCGGCAUCUUCCGGAGUGGCUUCAACAUCUAACAAAUCUGCAAAAGCUUUAUCUCAUUUGA
Gossypium arboreum is the source of this 3267-nucleotide messenger RNA. Its product is annotated as putative disease resistance protein RGA3. The transcript has a single exon. Gene Ontology annotation, biological process: defense response to other organism. Bases 1 to 3267 code for a protein of 1088 amino acids. Lineage: Eukaryota; Viridiplantae; Streptophyta; Magnoliopsida; Malvales; Malvaceae. The record is from RefSeq and is a predicted model, not a curated record. Gene Ontology annotation, molecular function: ADP binding.